Molecule: messenger RNA, 999 nt
Organism: Fibroporia radiculosa
Lineage: Eukaryota; Fungi; Basidiomycota; Agaricomycetes; Polyporales; Fibroporiaceae
Exons: 4
Coding region: 1-999 (332 amino acids)
Biological process (GO): translational initiation
Cellular component (GO): eukaryotic translation initiation factor 4F complex
Molecular function (GO): translation initiation factor activity; RNA 7-methylguanosine cap binding
Source: RefSeq, a predicted model, not a curated record
AUGACUUCAGUCUCCACUCUACCUGCAGCCGCUUUGCAAGCAUCCCAGGCCGCGCUGUCCGCAGCCAUGUCCGAGAAUCACGUCAAGGAAAACGGCAAAACGAAUGGCGAAGACUCCAUGGAGCCCGGCGAGAUUCAGGAGAUAGACAUGCAGGCCCAGGCGGAGAACAUACGCACUGUCUUCAACGACCCAAAGAACUUUAAUGUGAAGGUACGCCUGCCACUUUUCCUUUCAGCCGUGCCGCAAGCGCACGUUGUCGCUGCGACCGGCAUGCUGACUGAGCUCCCCCAUCAGCACCCACUCUACUCUCCCUGGACGCUCUGGUUCGAUUCGCCUGCGACAAAAGGCCGGAAUAUGCCCCAAACACCCAUGUCAUCAUUCCCCCAAACGCCCCUUCCGCAGACACCAGGUGCCGCCGCAGCGCAAGGGUGGAUGGAAGACAUCAAGCGCGUCAUCAGCUUCGACAGCGUGGAGGAGUUCUGGGGGUUAUACAACAACAUUGUUCCGCCAUCACAGUUGCCCCAAAAAGCGAAUUAUUACCUGUUCAAGGAGGGAAUUAUACCAGCAUGGGAGGACGAAGCGAACAAAAACGGGGGCAAGUGGAGUAUACAGCUUCCCAAAGACAAAAAUCGGAACAACGUGGACAAGAUGUGGCUCUACACGAUGCUGGCCGCCAUCGGAGAGACUUUUGAUCCUCUCUUGACGAGUGGCGAGUCGUCCGAAGCAUCUCCGCAAUCGCUGAUUACGGGGGUGAUCGUCUCAACACGGCCGCAAUUCUACCGAUUAUCAAUUUGGACUCGUAUGGCGCCGACGGGAUCAGGUGGGGAGGACGACAAGUUGCGGGAUCGGAUCGAGGGCGUCGGGCGCCAUUUCAAGCUGAAUGUGCUUGGGUACACCGACUCGCAGAAGUUGGCGGGACCGCUUGCGACGGAGGUCGAGUUCCUGUCGCACAAGGACUCGGAGAAGAAGGGCAAGCAGGCAAAAAAGAUUGUUGUGUAG